AUGGCGAAGAUCUAUCUUCGUUUCAAGUACCGGGGCCUGGUUACCGGUUUGUGCGGGGACUUCGAUGGGGAUGUAACAAACGAUAACAUAGUGGAUUUCGCCGAGUCGAUGCGCGUUGGAGGAGUGAUGUGUCCCGACGCAGCAGUGACCUCAGAGCUGGCGGCCAAGGACGGAGGUGCCCUCUGCGAUUUGGUGAGUGCUCUGUUAAUGUUAGAACAAAGAUCUACCAACCUUUAUUAG
This is a messenger RNA of Protopolystoma xenopodis, 240 nucleotides long. The record is from the annotation of a GenBank genome assembly. NCBI's taxonomy places the organism in Eukaryota, Metazoa, Platyhelminthes, Monogenea, Polystomatidea, Polystomatidae.